UACUCUGCUGCCAUUCUGUGGACCGGAGCGCUGUUUAAAAUGGCCCAGAGAUAAUCCGACCUUCUUUACGACAGGUAUAUCCCUCAAACAGGUGUGGCUGGGGUCGAAAGAGCCCACCUGGACACAUCUGUUCAUAACAUCUGCACAGCGGACCACUAUAACCGGCUGUCGGACUGAUAAAUCACCCGGUAUGUCUUCGUCCGCCGCCGCUGCCAGAAAGAAGCACGUCCGUUUUGCUAGCAUGGAGGACGAGCAGGAGGAAGACACGCUGUUUGACCGGAGGAAGGCCGGCCCGGAGCCGCACAGCGCGCUGAAAGUGGCCCGCAGGUCGACGGACAAGCCGGGAUGUGACGGCCGGGGGAGGGUGGUCGGAGGAAGGGGCGGAAGCGGCGCGUGUGGCCGCUGGUUGGUGACGCUCGCGCUGUGUGGAUCCUUCCUGGGUUUGGGAAUGAGCAUCUCUGUCCUGGGCCCCACCUUCAAAGACCUGGCUGAGAACGUGAACAGGAGCAUCAGCAACAUCUCCUACAUCUUCGUCGGCCGCUCUGCGGGCUACAUCGGGGGCUCCCUGAUAGGAGGCUUUCUGUUUGAGUGGAUGAACCCCCACCUGCUGCUGGGACUGUCGGUGCUGCUCACUGCGUCUGGGAUGUAUGCCAUCCCUUUCUGUAAGCAGGCGGCACUCCUCACCGGCUUCAUGUCCAGCGUUGGGAUUUCUAUGGGUGCUUUGGAUACAGGGGGGAACGUCCUCAUCCUGAACACCUGGGGGGAGCAYUCAGGUCCUCACAUGCAGGCUCUUCACUUCAGCUUCGCAGCCGGAGCCUUCCUGUCGCCCAUCAUAGCCAAGCUGCUGUUCGGCUCAGAGAGUGAGGCUGAGACCACCACCUCCUCGWCUCUGAACUCCUCGUCUCUGAACUCGUCUCUGAACUCCUCAUCUCUGACCUCCAGGUCUGUGGUCACCGCGGCCCCCCCGGUCAUCRUAGAGUCCAUGUGGUCCUACAUCGUGAUCGGCUCCUUCCUCCUCCUCAACUCUGUGUUCUUCUUCGCCCUGUACUGCGGCGGCGGCGGCGCGGCGCGGGACAAGCCCCGCUCGGCGUCAGAGCGGCCCCUGGUGGCCAGACACCACACGGUGCUGGUGGUGAUGCUCUUCUUCUUCUUCUUCGCCUACGUGGGGGCAGAGGUGGCGUACGGCUCCUUCAUCUUCACCUACGCCAAGGACCACGCCCACAUGUCCCCGCCCGAGGCCGCGGGGCUGAACUCGCUGUUCUGGGGGGCGUUCGCCGCCGCUCGGGGGCUGGCCAUCUGUUUUGCGGCCUGCCUGCACCCGGGCACCAUGAUCGUGCUGUGCCUGGUGGGCUCCGUGGUCUCCUCUCUGCUCCUCAGCCUCUUCAGCAGGAGGACCGUGGCUCUGUGGGUCUGCAGCGGACUCUACGGGGCCUCCAUGGCCACCACCUUCCCCAGCGGCAUCUCCUGGCUGGAGCAGUACACCACGGUGACGGGCCACACGGCGGCGGCCUUCGUGGUGGGCGCAGGUCUGGGUGAGAUGGUGCUGCCGGCGCUGGUGGGCUUCCUGCUGGGCAGGUUCCCCCAGCAGCCCCUGCUGAUGUACCUGUCCCUCAUCACCGCCGCCUUCACCUCCAUCCUCUUCCCCUUCAUGUACCGGCUGGCCUCAGCGCCCGGCAGCCCCACGGACGACGGCGAGUCCAGGCAGGCCCUGCUGGACUCAGGGACCACCGAGGAAGAGGAGGAUGAAGUUGAGC
Molecule: messenger RNA, 1754 nt
Organism: Austrofundulus limnaeus
Lineage: Eukaryota; Metazoa; Chordata; Actinopteri; Cyprinodontiformes; Rivulidae
Gene: slc60a2b
Product: major facilitator superfamily domain containing 4B
Molecular function (GO): D-glucose transmembrane transporter activity
Source: RefSeq, a predicted model, not a curated record